AUGAAUCUCAUGACAGUUGCCUUAGCCUUGAUGUUGUCUGUUUUGACAGUCAAUGCUGCGAAAUCCUGUGACGGUGAUGGGGAGUGUAAGACUGGAUUUUUCUGCAAUCCUACAACUGACCUUUGUGAGAGACAAUCUGAAGCAGGAGAUCCAUGCACAUUCACCCGUCAAUGCAAAGGAUCAUCUAAUUGUGAAGAAGUUCCAGACAGCGACCCAAUUGAGAAAGUAUGCACUGAGAGAUGCCGAACAGAUGUUGACUGCGAGCAGUAUGGUAAUAAGCCCAAGGUAAAAUACUGCACCACUGGUGGGCUGGGAACACUGGUAAAAGGAUAUUGUGAGCCAACAAAAGAAGAAGGAGAGGACUGCAACAGAAGCCCAGAAUGUGAAGGCAAACUUUUUUGCAAACAUGGCACGUGUGUAGAGGCGGCAGAAGCUGUUACGUGUGAACUUGACUGCAAUAGUCUAAGAAAGAACCCAAACAACUUAAAACCAGGAGAGACAGUCAAUGUCACUUACUCAUGCACCUUUAUUAGAACUGGAGAGUUUGGACCACUGCCAAUCAAGGCAGAAUUGCGUCUGAAUAAGAAAAUCAAGCUUGGAAAAGCUCAAGGAGCAUCACCAGUAACAAUCAGUGGUUCAAAAGCAAUGGUAGCCAGAAAAGGAGAAUUCUCAGCAGAAGUUCAAGGAAUGAUGAAAGACUGUAAAAACCACAGAAAACUUUGCCGUGCAUCAAGACGCUGCAUCCUUAAGGCUUAAACAUAUAUUAUUCAAAUCAUAAGACUUUUGACACCUUAACCUGAAGAACCUACAACUCAACGUGCAAGAAAAACAAAAAAGUAGAACAUAUCAUUUACUGUCCAAAAUGUUUAAUAAAAGUAUUUUGUAAAUAUAGAUCUAUGAUGACUUCAGUUAUUCUAUUGAAAUUUUAUCAAAAGGUAAGAUGUUUAGCAUGUCUUAUUUUUCUCACUGAGAAUUGUUUGAGAU
Owenia fusiformis is the source of this 984-nucleotide messenger RNA. The record is from the annotation of a GenBank genome assembly. NCBI's taxonomy places the organism in Eukaryota, Metazoa, Annelida, Polychaeta, Sabellida, Oweniidae.